Messenger RNA from Vanderwaltozyma polyspora DSM 70294, 1428 nucleotides. RefSeq names its product snoRNA-binding rRNA-processing protein ENP1 (gene ENP1). Bases 1 to 1428 code for a protein of 475 amino acids. The transcript has a single exon. NCBI's taxonomy places the organism in Eukaryota, Fungi, Ascomycota, Saccharomycetes, Saccharomycetales, Saccharomycetaceae. Gene Ontology annotation, biological process: rRNA processing. Gene Ontology annotation, cellular component: nucleolus; cytoplasm; preribosome, small subunit precursor. The record is from RefSeq and is a predicted model, not a curated record. Gene Ontology annotation, molecular function: snoRNA binding.
AUGGGUAAAGCUGUUACUUCCAAGAACAGGAAACAGAGACAUGAUCCAUUACUGAAAGAUCUUGAUUCUGCUCAAGGUACUUUGAGGAAAAUUCAAGUGAAAAAGGCUAAUGGUAAGAAUGAUGACGAUGAUAACGAGGAUAAUGGUGAGGAUUUUGUAGAUUCUAGAGCCUCUAGAAAGAUUUUGCAAUUGGCUAGAGAACAACAAGAUGAAAUUGCAGAGGAAGAAGGUUUAGAAAUUGAAAAUGCAAAACAAUCCACUGCUAGAUUCAAGCAGAUUGAUUACCAAGAUGAUGACGAUGAUAAUGAUGAUGAUGAGGAAUAUGAUGAAAAUAUCUCUGAUUUUGAUCCAGAAGGUGAGUAUCUAGAAGAGGAAGAAGAAUUGGUGGAAAUUGAUGAAGACGAUGCAGCUAUGUUCGAACAAUAUUUUAAAAAAUCUUCUGACUAUAACUCUGUCUCAGGUAGUUAUAACUUGGCUGAUAAGAUCAUGGCCUCCAUCAGAGAAAAAGAAUCACAAAUGCAAUUCUCCGAAAAUAAUAGUCAGGAUCCAACUUUUUCUGCUUCAGGUUUAAGAACUGGUGAAGGUGUAGCUUUACCUGAAAAAGUUAUAAGAGCUUACACUACUAUCGGUACUAUUUUGAAAACUUGGACUCAUGGUAAAUUACCAAAAUUAUUUAAAGUCAUUCCAUCUUUGAAAAAUUGGCAAGAUGUCUUAUAUGUAACCAAUCCAGAAGAAUGGUCUCCACAUGUUGUCUAUGAAGCUACAAAAUUAUUUGUCUCUAAUAUGCAAGCAAAAGAAGCUCAAAAAUUUAUUAAUCUAGUCUUAUUGGAACGUUUCCGUGCAAAUAUUGAAGAUACUGAGGACCAUACUUUGAAUUAUCAUAUCUACCGUGCUUUAAAGAAAUCUUUAUAUAAACCAAGUGCAUUCUUUAAAGGUUUCUUAUUUCCUUUGGUUGAAAUGGGCUGUAACAUUAGAGAAGCUACCAUCGCAGGUAGUGUCUUGGCUAAAAUAUCGGUGCCAGUUCUACAUUCAUCAGCUGCUUUGAGUUAUUUGCUAAGAUUACCAUUCUCACCAGCUACAACUGUGUUUAUUAGAAUCUUACUAGAUAAGAAAUAUGCCUUGCCAUAUCAAACUGUUGAUGAAUGUGUUUAUUAUUUCAUGAGAUUUAGAAUUCUGGACGAUGGCAGUAACGGUGACGACGCUACAAGAGUUUUACCUGUUGUAUGGCAUAAAGCUUUCUUGACAUUUGCACAACGUUAUAAGAAUGAUAUCACUGAAGAUCAAAGAGAUUUCUUAUUAGAGACAAUUCGUCAAAGAGGUCAUAAAGAUAUAGGACCUGAAAUCAGAAGAGAAUUAUUGGCAGGUGAAAGUAGAGAAUUUGUUGAUGAAAACUCUAACAAUGACGGCUUGAUGAUAGAUGUCAAUUAG